Messenger RNA from Ixodes scapularis (black-legged tick), 719 nucleotides. RefSeq names its product oxysterol-binding protein-related protein 9-like. NCBI's taxonomy places the organism in Eukaryota, Metazoa, Arthropoda, Arachnida, Ixodida, Ixodidae. The transcript is spliced from 9 exons. The coding region runs from base 54 to 719 and encodes 221 amino acids. The record is from RefSeq and is a predicted model, not a curated record.
GCCUUCCUGUCCAGGCAACCACCGGCGGACUGGCCACCCGUCAGGGCCAAAGCAUGGAGGGUCCGCUCAGCGUGUGGACCAACGGCAUAACCGGCUGGCAUUACUGCUGGGUGAUCUUGGACGAGAGGAUGGGUAUGCUGUUCCGCUUCAAGUCUCACUCGCAGAGACGUCGCCGGCUGGGAUUCCUGGCAAGGUUCAGCGGCAUCAGCUUGCUGGGUGCCAUAGUAACAAAGGAUCCCGAAGAAAAGUGCGGCUUCUCCAUCAUCUCGGAAGGCAAAGAGUACCUCUUUCAAGCUUCCAGUAAGCGAGAACGCGACAUUUGGGUGGCCCAACUCGAGGAAGCUGUGCUCCGCCAAAUGGUCGGCCGCCGAGCCUAUCACAUCUGGGACAGGCGUUACAUAGGUCCCACACUGGCGCUGGUCAGCGCCAAAUUGCAGGACGCUGGUCUGUUGUACGAGCAGCUGGCCUGUGGUAUUCGGGAAUUGGAAACCUCGUGGAACACGGAUGAUUCCGGCCAGAGGGCGCGACGGUCGGUUCUUCUGCGAGAGCUGCUGGCGUUCCUGUCGACCGCCCGGGCAGCCAUGACACUACUUGAACAGCUCAAGGAAAUGAUCCUGCCUGACUUGGUGGCCCAGCUGAACACACUGCCACCGCGGAAAAAGGCCGCCACAAUGCUCAGUCUACUGAGAUCACAAGCCGUAGCGUGCCCAGCUAGCUAG